AUGGCCUACGACCGAUACGUCGCCAUCUGCCAUCCGCUGCACUAUGAGAGAGUGAUGAACGGGAGAGCUUGUGUCCACAUGGCCACAAGUGCCUGGAUCACUGGUAUGGUCUACUCUGCCCUGCACACUGAGAGCACCUUCAGGUUACCCUUCUGCCAAUCCAAUGUCCUCAACCAGUUCUUCUGUGAAAUCCCCCAGCUCCUCAAGCUGGCCUGCUCCGACUCCUAUCUCAGUGAACUUGGGCUUCUUGCCGUCAGUGCCUUUUUAGAUUUGAAUAUCGUAUUAGGUUUAACAUGCUUUGCUUUUAUCAUUGUGUCGUACGUUCAGAUCUUCAAAGCAGUGGUAAGAAUCCCUUCUGAGCAGGGCCGGCACAAAGCCUUCUCCACCUGCCUCCCCCACCUUGCUGUGGUCUCUUUGUUCCUUUCUACUGGCUUAUUUGAAUACCUGAAACCCACCUCCAGCUCAGCAUCAAAUCUAGAUCUCCUGGUGGGUGUUCUCUACGCCGUGGUGCCUCCCAUGCUGAAUCCGGUCAUCUACAGCAUGAGGAACAAGGAGAUCAAAGCUGCCUUGAAGAAACUGAUUGUAUCCAUUUUAUUCUCCAACUAA
Molecule: messenger RNA, 606 nt
Organism: Pelodiscus sinensis (Chinese soft-shelled turtle)
Lineage: Eukaryota; Metazoa; Chordata; Testudines; Trionychidae
Product: olfactory receptor 14C36-like
Biological process (GO): G protein-coupled receptor signaling pathway
Cellular component (GO): membrane
Molecular function (GO): G protein-coupled receptor activity; olfactory receptor activity
Source: RefSeq, a predicted model, not a curated record